AUGUGGUUCAGCUCUUCACUUGCCUAUACGGCUGCCAUCUGUACGCUUGCUGGUCGAGGUGCAGAUGCUGCCAUUACACUAGACUUGACAUCAGAUGCGUCGAUAAAGCAAGCAGCAGCGUCCGCAGCGUACAAUAUGAUGAGUUAUUAUACUGGGAACCACACAGGAGACAACCCGGGGAAUUUACCUGCACCGUAUUAUUGGUGGGAAGCUGGAGCGAUGUUCGGAACCAUGGUCAAUUAUUGGUACUAUACGGGCGACAAAUCCUACAUUGACGUGACAUCACAAGGCCUAUUAAGUCAGAUUGGAGAGGACUAUGACUACAUGCCGGAGAAUCAAACGAAGACAGAGGGAAACGACGAUCAAGGGUUCUGGGGAUUGGCAGCGAUGACAGCGGCGGAGACAAAAUUUCAAGAUCCACCUGAUGGGCAGCCGGGAUGGCUCGCACUUGCCCAAGGUGUUUUCAAUACACAAGCAGCUCGGUGGGACGGAGCGAACUGCAAUGGAGGACUCAGGUGGCAGAUAUUUACCUUCAAUAACGGGUACGACUACAAGAACAGCAUAUCGAAUGGUUGCUUCUUCAACCUUGCUGCGAGAUUGGCUUUAUACACGGGGAAUUCAACGUAUGCGGAUUGGGCUACUAAGACUUUCGACUGGGUCAAUAGUGUGGGGUUGAUGGGGUCAGAUUUCAAGGUCCAUGACGGUACACGAAUUGGAGACAACUGCACAGCCAAGGAUAAUAAUAUGUGGACGUACAACUCAGGUGUAUAUCUGCUCGGUGCUGCAGCAAUGUAUAACUAUACAAACGGCAGCACGUUAUGGCAAACCCGCGUACAGGGCCUUGUCGAUGCCGGGCAAGAUUUCUUCACUGAUGGUGUCCUGUUCGAGCCCUGCGAAAGCAGUAAAUGUAAUAUCGAUCAAAAGUCCUUCAAGGCGUACUAUAGCCGGUGGACGGCAGCAACUACACAGAUCGCACCCUUCACCAAAGACACCAUCAUGAAGCGGAUAUCUACUUCAGCAACAGCAGCAGUGAAGACUUGCACAGGAGGGACUAACGGCAAUGGCUGCGGCAUGAGUUGGACAACGGGUGUAAACGAUGGAAGUCUAGGCGUAGGCGAGCAAAUGUCGGCCCUCGAAGCUAUCCAGAGCAACUUGGUAGGAAGUGCUGCGGCCUGGGUCAGUGCCGUGAAAGGUACGGGUACCAGUGAAGGAAAUGCAGAUGCAGGUUCGGACCAAACGCACGAUGAAAGCAAGGUUACUUCGAAACCAAUCACUACAAAAGAUAGAGUUGGGGCGGGGAUUUUCACGGCUUUAAUUUUGAUUGGUGUUGUGGGGGGUUCAGCUACAAUGAUGAUUUCGGAGUGA
Lachnellula hyalina is the source of this 1365-nucleotide messenger RNA. RefSeq names its product Mannan endo-1,6-alpha-mannosidase. Gene Ontology annotation, molecular function: mannan endo-1,6-alpha-mannosidase activity. The record is from RefSeq and is a predicted model, not a curated record. NCBI's taxonomy places the organism in Eukaryota, Fungi, Ascomycota, Leotiomycetes, Helotiales, Lachnaceae. Bases 1 to 1365 code for a protein of 454 amino acids. Gene Ontology annotation, biological process: carbohydrate catabolic process; fungal-type cell wall biogenesis. The transcript has 3 exons.